ACUUUGGCUGUUUUAACUUGAACCGCUAGGGGAGCUCUUUCAUGCUUGUAGUAGUUGGUAUGAGAGACGUCGGCGUGAACGGGGUUAUUCAGUUGAAUGUAAGAGCUAGCGUGAUGAUGCUAAGCUAGCUGUCAGUCAGGUAUCCACGGUUUCUGCUGCUGAGUUAGCUACCGGAUACCCCCGGUCGUGUCCUGCUGGCCGUCUUGACAUUCCCUGUGCAUUCCUGGACGAAUUCGUGUCGACUGACCAGAGUCCGCGAAUUCAGGUCCACUCCUGAUCCAACCUUACCCCGCUAGCUUUACUUAGCUCGCCGGCCAACGAGAGUGCACACCCAGAGAACCGGACUGGCGAGAGUUGCACUUAAGGACCACACCCAAGCAAGAUGUCCCUUCAUCAGUUUCUGUUGGAACCCAUCACCUGCCAUGCGUGGAACCGCGACAGGACACAAAUUGCCAUCAGUCCUAAUAACCAUGAAGUUCAUAUUUACAAGAGGAGUGGGAACCAGUGGGUGAAGACUCAUGAGCUGAAGGAGCACAAUGGACACAUUACAGGUAUUGACUGGGCUCCCAAAAGUGAUCGUAUAGUGACGUGUGGAGCAGACCGUAAUGCGUACGUGUGGUCCCAGAAGGAGGGGGUAUGGAAGCCCACACUGGUCAUCCUCAGGAUCAACCGAGCAGCCACCUUCGUUAAGUGGUCUCCACUGGAGAACAAGUUCGCAGUUGGCAGUGGUGCCCGACUCAUCUCUGUCUGCUACUUUGAGUCAGAGAACGACUGGUGGGUGAGUAAACACAUCAAGAAGCCGAUCCGCUCCACCAUCCUCAGUCUGGACUGGCAUCCCAACAACAUUUUGCUGGCUGCUGGCUCCUGUGACUUCAAGUGCAGGGUGUUCUCAGCCUACAUUAAGGAGGUGGAAGAGAAACCAGGCCCCACGCCCUGGGGGAGCAAAAUGCCAUUUGGGGCUGUGCUAGCAGAAUUUGGAGGAGCAACUUCUGGUAACCGUCUGGCCUGGGUCAGCCAUGACAGCACUGUCACUGUGGUAGACAGCUCUAAGACUGCCAGUCCCUCACAGCUGAAGACGGAGUUCCUUCCUCUCCUCAGUGUCAUUUUUAUUUCAGAGAACAGUCUAGUAGCUGCGGGCCACGACUGUUGCCCCAUGCUGUUCCGCUGUGACGAUGGUGGAGCGCUGACAUUUGUUUCCAAGCUUGACCUCCCCAAGCAGAGCAUCCAGAGGAACAUCUCUGCUAUGGAGCGCUUCAGGAACAUGGACAAGAGAGCCACCACAGAAGACCGCAACACAGCCCUGGACACGCUGCACCAGAACAGCAUCACCCAAGUGUCUAUCUAUGAGGGAGACAAAAGGGAUUGUCGCAAGUUCUGCACCACGGGCAUCGAUGGAGCGAUGACCAUUUGGGACUUUAAGAUCUGAUUGUAAAUCUACCAGACCCUGGUUCCUCUCGGCCCACUUCCUGAUCUGAUUCUGAUACCCGAUUGGCCAUGGCGUACCACAGCUUUCUACUGGAACCAAUUAGCUGUCAUGCCUGGAACAAAGAUCGGUCCCAAAUCGCCCUGUGCCCCAACAACCACGAGGUUCACAUCUACAAGAAGGAUGGGACCAAGUGGACCAAAAUCCAUGAGCUGAAGGAGCACAACGGGCAGGUGACAGGUAUUGACUGGGCUCCAGACAGUAACCGUAUCGUAACCUGUGGAGCGGACCGCAACGCCUAUGUGUGGACCCUGAAAGAGGGAACAUGGAAGCCCACCCUGGUUAUCCUCAGGAUCAACCGCGCCGCCCGCUGUGUGAAGUGGUCACCAAAAGAGAACAAGUUUGCUGUUGGCAGCGGCUCGAGACUCAUCUCCAUCUGCUACUUUGAGCAGGAAAACGACUGGUGGGUGUGCAAGCACAUCAAGAAGCCGAUCCGCUCCACCAUCUUGAGCUUGGACUGGCAUCCCAAUAAUGUCCUGCUGGCUGCUGGAUCCUGUGACUUUAAAUGCAGAAUGUUCUCAGCCUACAUAAAGGAGGUGGAGGAGAAGCCCGGGCCUACUCCUUGGGGCAGCAAGAUGCCAUUUGGGGAGAUGCUGUUUGAGUCUGGAGGGGCCGCAGCUGGAGCUCCGACUUCAGGAGGAGGUGGCGGUUGGGUGCACAGUGUGUGUUUUUCACAUUCCGGCAACCGCCUGGCCUGGACCUCCCACGACUCAACGCUGUCCGUUGCAGAGGGAGGAAAGACAAGCACCGUGAACAGUCUGAGUUCAGCAACGCUUCCCCUCCUGUGUGUUACCUUCAUUACAGAGAACAGCCUAGUCGCAGCUGGCCACGACUGUUACCCCGUGCUGUUUGUGUAUGAUGAAGCCAAGGGAAGCUUGACAUUCGGGGGAAAGCUUGACAUUCCCAAGCAGGCUGCCCAGAAGGGCAUCAGUGCCAGGGAACGCUUCCAGAACCUGGACCGUCGAGCCUCAGAGACCCAGAGCACUGACAAGGAGCUGAACACUCUCCAUAAGAACAGCAUCAGCCAAAUCUCAGUGCUGGAAGGGGGGAGGAACAAGUGUACCAAGUUCUGCACCACCGGUAUGGAUGGAGGAAUGGGCAUCUGGGAUGUCAAGACUCUGGAGUCGGCUAUGAAGGACCUAAAGAUAGUGUGAUCUGAAGUUUGCAUUUCCCUGACAGAAAUGUAACUGGAGACACAAAGAAAACUGUUGCCUUAUUACACAAAGCUUCUUUGCUAUAUCUUAAACAUGUAUAUUUUUUAAUUAAAAAUGUAAAAUGAAUGAUCAGACCACCGAUCAAACAGUGUUUGAAAUCCUUAUGAAGCUCUUUACUGGUCCUAUUAAAUUCAAUACAGAGGGGCUGACCUUAGCUCUGCAAAUGGUACUUAAUGAUUCAGAUUAGUACAUUCACAAAGAGCUAAAUCUGUGCUAAAUGCUUGAAGCAGCAAUUUUAUAUUAAUCUCAGUAAAAGGCUGAAGUACUUUUAAAAGCUUAUGCUGGUCAUAAUAUGCAUUAAAUAAAGGAAUACUGUUACAACUCUCA
Molecule: messenger RNA, 3024 nt
Organism: Menidia menidia (Atlantic silverside)
Lineage: Eukaryota; Metazoa; Chordata; Actinopteri; Atheriniformes; Atherinopsidae
Source: the annotation of a GenBank genome assembly